AUGCCGGACCGGACCGGGUCAUCGCUUGUUCAACCUGACCAUCGCAAUUCAUACCGUACUCUCCUUGAUCCUCCAUCGCCAUCCGUGGUAUGCUCUACUGCGAAGAAAUCGGAUAACAUGAUGCCAUGCACAAGAGAACCAGAGACAAUUCUCAAACCCCCCAUCUGCGCUUCUGUGGUUGUUCGAUGUGUAGAAAAGAACCUUAGAGUGGCAAGCUCUGAAAUAUUUUUGUCGGGGAUAGAUAACUUGGUGUCGAACUGUCCUUCACGUUUGGUCUUGGCUGGGAUAUCUGACAUGCCGAAUACUUCUCCCGAUAUUGCGAGUUAUGAUGGUCAGCGUGAGAAGAUGCUGCUUGCCGGUGAUAUGAAUGGCCCAGAAAAACAAUAUCAUGGGACGAUAAAUAAAGAAGCAUUGAUUAUGAUCCUACGUAUCGAGAGUUGUCAUGACGAUGUGCGUUCUUCCAACUCCUCCGGUGUUCAACAAUACCUCAACGAUAUCUUUAGGCUGUCGUCAUACAAUCAUAGCGCAUUCACUGUUGCCCUUUCGUGCAAUGCCAUAACUUGUUGCCUUCUGUUCGUGUCAUGCGAGACCAAAAAUCCCUGGCCCGCCAUCCUCCUAAAAUUGCCGUCAUCGCCCUCUCCUCUGUACCACACAGCCGCAAUCACCGUCGUUCACAGAUUUUUUGUUAAAUCCCUAAAUUCCCGAGGCCGAAACAACAUACCGCGCAUCUACAGUUUGCGAAGCGUGGAGCGGUUAUGCAAUGAUUCUAGUCUCUUCGAUAUUCGAACGUCCCGUUUGGGAUAUCAUGGGGAGAGCGACGAAAACAUGGUUGGGGCUCGAAGCCACAGACGUUUGGAAUCUGCAGCAUGGCCGCCCGAUUCCGACCCUUAA
Molecule: messenger RNA, 891 nt
Organism: Guyanagaster necrorhizus
Lineage: Eukaryota; Fungi; Basidiomycota; Agaricomycetes; Agaricales; Physalacriaceae
Exons: 5
Coding region: 1-891 (296 amino acids)
Source: RefSeq, a predicted model, not a curated record